AUGACUUUUGGAGAUGUAACCCUUCAACAUGUGCAAAGAACGAAAAAUAAGAAAAUCGAUGCAUUGGCUGCUCUAGCUUCAACGCUAAUCCUUCCUGAUCAGACGCAAGUUACUAUUUGUCAAAAAUGUAUAGUGCCACUGCCAACUGAGGAAGAAUACAUAGAAAAUGUGCUUGAGCAUCUCGUCGCUGUUUCUGAAGUCGUGAAGGAAGAUUGGAGACAACCCAUUAUUGACUACAAGUGUUAUGGGAUACUUCCAGAAAAUCCAAUCCUGCCACUUGAGCGUCAAAUACCUUCCUUAAAACUUUCAAUUCAAGAAGGGUGCACUGAAGAAGAAAAUGCUCGACUACGUCUUGCAGAGUUAGAAACACUUAAUGAAAAGAGGCUAGAAGCUCAACAAAAUCUUGAAUGUAAGCAAACUCGUUUAUCUCGUGCUUUUAACAAGAAGGUUCGCUUGAGGUGCUUUCAAGUUGGAGACCAAGUUCUCACGGUAAGAAGACCCAUCAUUACUUCGCACAAGUCUGCGGGUAAAUUUACCUCAAAGUGGGAUAGACCAUAUGUUGUACAAGAAUCAUAUUCACAUGGUGCUUACAAGCUUGUUGAUACAGAUGGAGUAAGGAUCGGUCCUAUUAAUGCAAAAUUCCUAAAGAGUUACUACCCUUGA
Solanum stenotomum is the source of this 663-nucleotide messenger RNA. RefSeq lists its product as uncharacterized. Lineage: Eukaryota; Viridiplantae; Streptophyta; Magnoliopsida; Solanales; Solanaceae. Bases 1 to 663 code for a protein of 220 amino acids. The record is from RefSeq and is a predicted model, not a curated record. The transcript has 2 exons.